This is a messenger RNA of Pimephales promelas (fathead minnow), 3900 nucleotides long. The record is from RefSeq and is a predicted model, not a curated record. Lineage: Eukaryota; Metazoa; Chordata; Actinopteri; Cypriniformes; Leuciscidae.
AGCGUCUUCCUCUGUCCCCCGGAAGUGACGCAUUCUCUGAUUGUCAACAUGCAAGAUGGCGACUCAUCACAGACAGAACGCUGCUGGUCGGAGGAAAGUCCAGGUUUCCUAUGUGAUUCGAGAUGAGGUGGAGAAGUACAAUCGUAACGGUGUGAACGCUCUUCAACUGGAUCCUGCUCUCAACAGACUCUUCACAGCCGGCCGAGAUUCCAUCGUCAGGAUAUGGAGUGUCAAUCAACACAAACAGGAUCCUUACAUCGCUUCGAUGGAGCAUCACACUGACUGGGUCAAUGACAUCAUUCUCUGUUGUAAUGGAAAAACAUUGAUCUCAGCCUCCUCGGACACCACUGUGAAAGUCUGGAAUGCACACAAGGGAUUCUGCAUGUCCACGUUACGGACGCAUAAGGACUACGUCAAAGCUUUAGCAUAUGCGAAAGACAAGGAGCUGGUGGCGUCAGCCGGGCUGGACAGGCAGAUCUUCCUGUGGGACGUGAACACGCUGACGGCUCUGACUGCCUCUAAUAAUACAGUCACAACAUCCUCACUGAGUGGAAACAAGGACUCCAUCUACAGUCUGGCCAUGAAUCAGGCAGGAACCGUGAUCAUCUCAGGAUCCACAGAAAAGGUCUUGAGGCUCUGGGAUCCACGAACAUGUGCAAAGCUAAUGAAGCUGAAAGGCCACAGUGACAAUGUCAAAUCAUUAUUACUAAACAGAGACGGCACCCAGUGUCUCUCCGGUAGCUCAGACGGCACGAUACGCUUGUGGUCCCUCGGCCAGCAGAGAUGUAUCGCCACAUACCGGGUCCACGAUGAGGGCGUGUGGUCCCUGCAGGCGAACGAGGCCUUCACACACAUUUACUCCGGAGGACGAGACCGAAAGAUCUACUGCACAGAUCUGAGAAACCCUGACAUACGUGUGCUCAUAUGUGAAGAGAAAGCUCCUGUCCUAAAGAUGGAAUUGGACAAAUCAGCCGACCCUCCUCAAGCCAUUUGGGUGUCCACAACUAAAUCAUUUGUGAACAAAUGGUCUCUAAAGGGCAUGCAUAACUUCAGAACAUCUGGAGAAUACGACAACGACUGCAGUACCCCACUGACUCCACUGUGUACACAGCCAGAGCAGGUCAUCAAAGGGGGCACCAGCAUCGUUCAGUGUCACAUUCUCAAUGACAAGAGGCACAUACUCACUAAAGAUAGCAAUAACAGUGUGGCCUUCUGGGAUAUCCUUAAGGCAUGUAAGGGGGAAGACCUGGGCAAAGUGGACUUUGAUGAGGAAAUCAAAAAGAGGUUCAAGAUGGUCUAUGUGCCGAACUGGUUUUCUGUAGAUCUCAAAACAGGGAUGCUGACUAUCACUCUGGAUGAAAGUGAUUCGUUUGCAGCGUGGGUGGCAGCUAAAGACGCUGGCUUUACAAAUCCAGAUGGCUCUGACCCGAAGUUGAAUCUUGGUGGGCUUCUCCUGCAGGCCCUGUUGGAGUUCUGGCCCAGAACUCACAUAAACCCAAUGGAAGAGGAGGAAAAUGAGCUCAACCAUGUAAAUGGGGAACAGGAGAGCCGAAUUCAAAAGGGCAACGGCUACUUCCAGGUUCCCCCACACACUCCUGUCAUCUUUGGUGAAGCAGGCGGAAGAACGUUGUUUAGGUUAUUAUGCCGUGAUUCUGGGGGAGAGACCGAGUCAAUGUUGCUGAAUGAAACUGUACCUCAAUGGGUUAUUGAUAUCACUGUAGAUAAAAACAUGCCAAAAUUCAACAAGAUCCCCUUCUACCUCCAACCUCAUUCAUCAUCUGGGGCCAAAACACUCAAAAAGGACCGUCUGUCUGCUAGUGACAUGCUGCAGGUGCGCAAAGUGAUGGAACACGUCUAUGAGAAGAUCAUCAACCUCGACACGGAGUCACAGACCACCAGCUCCUCAGCCAAUGACAAGCCGGGAGAGCUGGAGAAAGAGGAAGACGUGGCAGUGAUGGCCGAAGAGAAGAUUGAGCUCAUGUGUUUAGAUCAGGUUUUGGAUCCAAACAUGGACCUCAGGACUGUUAAGCAUUUUAUCUGGAAGAGCGGAGGAGAUCUGACCAUUCAUUAUAAGCAGAAAUCCACGUGAGUCCCUCCGACCACUUUCAGCCCACAUCGCUUUGACUUCCAGAAGAAGCUUCCCAGAAUGCCCUGCUCUUCUCAGGUAGUCACCCAGGAGGAAUGUUUUUUUUCUUCUUCUCGUUCUCUUUGCACUGGCUGAUGUGACAUAGCCAGCAGAAAGAUCUGACCGACAGUUGAAGGUUAAAGACUAAAGAUCGACUGCAGAAUGACAGUUGUUGCGAUGUUCAGUAAUCAAGGACUUUGUAAUUGUUCUGCCUUUGUUUCAUUUUUGGUUUGUAUAUUUAUUACUGUUGUGUUUAGCGCCGUGUCUCGUCCAGCAUGAGGAUGAUGAUGAUGCACACUAGUACUUCCAUUUUCAAACAUUCCAGACACUUUUCAACUAGACCAGAACUGAAAUCAGCUGCUCUUAUUUUGCUUUUCCCACAACUAUUUUCUAGGUUGAAUGCUGUCGUUAGUGUUUUUUUCUAUCAAGCACAUUUUGCAAUCAGAAAUUGAAAGUCCAAUGAGGAAGUCUAAUAAGGAUCUCGAAACUGUUUCAGCAAUGCAGCCAAUCAAAUAAACAAACACACAAAAACAGUUCCUGGUUUUAAUUCAUAGCAUACAUGCAAUUUUCACGCAAAAGAAUGUCUCAUCCGAAUGUGUUUGUUCAUUUGUGUGGAUCGGAGCACAUGACUGUUUGCAUCAUCUCCACAGCUUCCGGGAAAUAUGGCCCUGCCCUUGUCAGCUGUUACAUUAGGACUGACUUUUCUUUUGAAUAAAAGUUGAAGCUGUUUUUUCACUCUUGGUGUCUGAACAUGCUUAAUUCGCUUGAUAUAUUGAUCAUAUUUCAUACCUCAAAUGCUAACAUUUAUCAAUAAUGCUUUAGAUAUGAAUUUUUUUUUAUGAAUAAGUGAUUUCAAGUUGUCAAGGUCAUGUGUGGGUUCAGCUGCAGAAACAAAUUCCAUAAAGCAGGCACGCUUUUUAUUUAUUGAACCGAAUAACACACUUAUUUAACACUUUAAGACAAAAGUAAACUGCAUUUAGGCUAGACACAACAUUAAACAUUCCUCUUUAUGGCGGCACGCUUCUCAGACAGUGAUAUGUGCAUUACAUUUAUGUUUUCUUAAUGUUUGUAUGAUCUGCUCCAAUCAGUUCUUUCUCAUCACAUGUUUAAUCUCAUAAAGAACACAGAAAGGAAAAAAUAAUAAAUUCCCCAAACUUUCAAAGAAAACGUAGAUUUUGCUAGAGAGUUCAUCCGGUUGUCACAGAACAAACUACAAAAUGUCAACAGAGUAACUUAUAAUAUUACAUGCAUCCGCCUAUAUGAACAAUGACCGAAAUCACUGGUUCAUUCAUUUGUAUUUGAAUUUUGUGCAGAUGCAUUGCACAAAAGCACAACUCACUGUAUUCACAUACUAAAUACCAACAGAUUUACAACAGGGAAUCUUCCCUUUCUGUUAAAGGUAACACUCUAUUGUAAGGUGGAAUUAGUUAAGUAGUUACACAUUCUUAAAUUACAUAUAGUAAUAAAAAUAAAAUAUGCAUAAUUAUAACUAACCCUAAAACAAACCUUAACUCUAAGUGUAUAUUACUCAGUAUUUAUUUAAGUAAAAUGUAACUACAUAACCUUAACAUAGAGUGUAAUCCUGAUAAAUAACAAAUUAGCCAUGUAACGUUAAUCAAUAGCUAUAGUCAUGAGUUGCAUGAUACAAUGAAGGAAUGUGCUGUUACUGCAUAUACUGAUGCGGCCCACUAGUUAAACACAAAUCUAUUAGUUGAAUUAACAAAUCAAAGACUUUUAAAAUCAAUGGAAUUUCCCAAUCCUGAUUAAAAAAAAAA